Molecule: messenger RNA, 615 nt
Organism: Camellia sinensis
Lineage: Eukaryota; Viridiplantae; Streptophyta; Magnoliopsida; Ericales; Theaceae
Source: RefSeq, a predicted model, not a curated record
AUGGCUCUAGAUGCUUGGAAGCAGUCAGACUUCCUUUGCCGGAACUAUGUUCUGAAUAGCUUGGCAGAUUCACUUUUCAACGUGUUUUAUGCCAAGGAUUUGGCAAAGGAGUUGUGGGAUGCUUUGGACAAAAAGUACAAGACUGAAGAUGCUGGGGCAAAGAAACUUGUUAUUGGACGGUUUCUAGACUUCAAAAUGGCAGACUCAAAAACCGUCAUUAGUCAAGUGCAAGAGUUCCAAGUAAUUCUACACAAGAUUCAUGUAGAGGGAAUGUUCCUGAGCAAAUCAUUCCAGGCGGUUGACUGUCGCAAGAAGAAGAAACCUGACAAGAAGUAUCCUCCACAAAACAAAAGCCGGGCUCACAUGGUUGAGAUAGAGGAUCUAUCACAAGAUGUGGACGACAUGUAUCUGGCAGCUGUCGUUUCUGAAGUGAACAUAAUAGGGUCUAACCUGAAGGAAUGGUGGAUGGACACUAGGGCCACUUGCCAUAUUUGUGCUGAGAAGAAGAUGUUCACAACCUUUGAAUCGAUUUCAAAAGGUGUGAAGUUUUUCAUGAAGAAUUCUGCCACCUCAACUGUUGAGGGAAAGGGCAAGGUGGUCCUGAUGAUGACUUAA